This is a messenger RNA of Megalobrama amblycephala (Wuchang bream), 4033 nucleotides long. RefSeq names its product cytosolic phospholipase A2 gamma-like. Gene Ontology annotation, molecular function: calcium ion binding; calcium-dependent phospholipid binding. The transcript is spliced from 16 exons. Lineage: Eukaryota; Metazoa; Chordata; Actinopteri; Cypriniformes; Xenocyprididae. Bases 1373 to 3034 code for a protein of 553 amino acids. Gene Ontology annotation, biological process: glycerophospholipid catabolic process. Gene Ontology annotation, cellular component: cytosol; nucleoplasm; nuclear envelope. The record is from RefSeq and is a predicted model, not a curated record.
GGGAACUUCUGUGAGUAUUAAAGUUCGGUAUAAAUGUUUACAUGUUACAUCAAACUACACUCAAUUCAAGUUUUGGACUGGAUUCUUGGUUCUCGGGACAAAUUCUGUUACUGGAAGGAAAGAUUGGAACCAUUGGAGUACCGUACCUGUGAUAUCAAUGGAACGUUCCAGUUGAGAUAGAAGGAUCCUGUGGUCCACAAUGUCAAAGUCUAGGAGCACUAAAGCCAUCGUGUCGCCAGCGUCUGUGGUUAUUAAAAUAUCAUUAAAUACUUUUAAAAAAGCAGAAUCUGUGCUGUGAAGAGUUUUGAAGCCAGAAAUACUUAGAGUUAGUGUGUAGAUAAUUCUGCAAAUGAAUAGAAACCACUUUUUCGAGAAUUUUAGAAUGAAACGGCAGGUUAGAGACAGGUCUGUAAUUUGCAUAUACUGAAGGAUCCAGAGAGGAAUUUUUAAGGAUGGGAGUCACCGUGGCUGAUUUAAAACAGGCUGGGACAGUCCCAGUUAUUAGACAAUUAUUAAUGAUAUGCAGAAUAUCUGGGCCGGUGAUGCCAAAGAUUUGUUUUAUAAAACCGAAGGGAAGAGGAUCAUAGGGAGAAAAAGUAUGUUUUAGCUUUAAAGUAAUUUCUGUACAAGUAAAGACUGAAGAGAAACUGAUUCAAAAAAGUAGGAUCAAAUACAGGUUGAGUUGUGGUGAAAACUUGUGGCCGGGUGCUGAUUUUAUCAGAAAAGUAUUUAGGGAAAUUCUCACACUCAGAAGGAGAGAUUGCAGAAGAGGUCGAAAUAGGAGGAUUUAAAAUUGAAAAGAGUGUUCUAGAACAAUUUGAAUUAUUUGCAAUGAUGUCAGAUAAUAAUGUAUUCUUAGCAACCCUGACAGCCUUUUGGAAAUUCUGUAGGGAGACGUGCAGCAUUUCAAAAGAUACUUGGAGCUUAUCUUUCUUCCAUUUCGUUCAUGUUGUCGGCAGUGCUGACGUAAUAAUCGGAUAUCACCAUUCAUCCAAGGCUGACACUUGUUUCUGGAAAAAACAAGCUUUCGAGGUGCUACAGAGUCUAAGAUGUUAGAGCAUUUGUUGUUAAAUAUUUGUCUCUACUUAUCAACUUCUAAAUAGGAUGUGAAAGUGUGGAGAGAGAUUGCCAGCCUCUAAGUACAAUUCAACAAAGACUACAUGAGAAUUCUGAGUUAAAAUGCGAGACCAACAUGCUUGAGCUGGUAAAGUUUUAGAUACAGCUGGAAGAGCAGAUGAAAAAAACACUGGUCUAUGAUUAGAGAGUGUGGGAUCACAAAUAUCAAUAUCAGCUACAGACAACAUUAGGUCAAGUGUGUGACCGUGGCAAUGGGUGGGGCCAUUCACCUGCUGAGCGAUAUUCAAAGAACACAAUGAGUGCAUCCAAACCCCAGGAAAGUGUUGAGGUGAGAAUCGAACACUCUCUGAAUGAGAAGGAGAAGGAGUUUGUAGCAAAACGGAGAAAAGCUGUUCUAGAAAGCCUGCAGAAGCUUCAGAUACACUGCAGUCAGACUGAAGUGCCAAACAUUGCAUUACUGGGUUCUGGAGGAGGACAAAGAGCCAUGGUGGGAUUGCUGGGAUCCCUGGUUCAGCUCCAGAAAACAGGUCUUCUGGACUCCAUCCUUUAUCUGAGCGGAGUCUCUGGAUCCACCUGGUGUAUGGCCUCCUUAUAUCAGGAACCAGACUGGUCCACCAAACUAGAGACUGUGAAAGACAAGAUCAUCCAGAGACUCAGCGGUCCUGGAGUCAGCUGGACAGAUGCAUUUGACAAAUUGAAGAAAUAUUAUGGGAAAGACAUAUUCAGUAUGACUGACGUCUGGGCCGCGAUGUUCGUCACGAAUUUUGUGAAAGAGAUAGACGAACACACACUCACAGACCAUUGGGACCAGCAGAGUAAAGACCCGUUUCCCAUCUAUGCAGUGAUCGACAAACACUGCAAACAGCACAAAGAUGGAGACCCCUGGUUUGAGAUCACUCCUCAUGAAGCAGGUUAUUCUCUCACUGGAGCGUUUGUGGACGCCUCCAGCUUUGGCAGCAAGUUUGAAAAUGGCUGUAAGAUCAAGGAUCAGCCUGAAAUUGACAUGCUGUACCUGCAAGCUCUGUGUGGCAGCGUUUUAUCUGAUGGAGUCGAGAUCCUUAAAUUCCUCUGGGAACGAAUAAAAGAGUUCCUUCAUUUCCUGCUUAAAAGAGAAACAGGGAUGUUUGGGGAAAAAAGUAAAGAAGAUGAAUGUUAUCAGGUGCUCAUGGAUCUGGUGGACAUGAAUCUCUCUGUUUUGAAUGACAAAGAUCCGUCUGAUCUCGAUGUAUCCAUCAGAACAAAGCUGAACGAGCUCACCGGAGGCAAACAUCAGCUGAUUUAUCAAGACAAAAAACUGAAUCUCACUGAUAAAGAAGCUGCAAAACAGUAUAUGAAACAAUACACUGAGGAUGUGUGUAAUGAUUUGAGCCAUUGCUUCUGUUUCCGGCCUUUUGAUAUUUUGAUGAGAAUAUUAAUAUGCAUGGCUCUGUGGAUCUGGGGCAGGAAUUAUAACUUCCUCCACAACAUGAAAGAUGAAGCAGUGCCCUCCACUCUUCUGGAAAGUGAGACGAGAGACUAUGAAGACGCUGGACUGUUGCUGAACUCACCCUACUUCUCAGUGCUGAGAAAAGAGAGAGACAUCAACCUCAUCAUUUCACUGGACUUCAGUGACGAUCUUGAUCCUUUCACGACAGUGAAGGAAGCUGCUAAGAUGUGCAAGGAACUAAACAUCCCUUUCCCUGAAGUCAACAUUCCCAGUGAAGAUGUAAAGAAACCGAAGGACUUCUAUGUGUUCACAGGCCAAAACACUCCAACCGUGAUCCACAUCCCUCUCUUUAAUGUGGUCAACUGUGGAGAUGAUAUUGAGGCCUGGAGGAACAAAUAUGCCACAUUUCAACAUCCUUACAGCACUGAGAUGAUCACUGAUCUCAUGGAGGUCGCUGGAAAAAACAUCAUAAACAACAAAGACAAGCUGCUAGAGCAGAUCCGCCUCGCCAUAGGGCCAAAAAUACACUAAUAAUGAGUAAUAAAUAUCAGUGGUGUGCAGCGUUCUGAAAUGAGGCAGCAAAGUCCUCACUGUUUGUUUUGUUUUUUUGUUUUGAAAUUCAUGUUUCAGUUAGACUUAAUGCUGACACAUUUUUGACAAACGUGGAAUGCAAAUGAAAAUGAAAGGCGGGAUUUAUUGUGUGACCAAAGCAGCAGGCCAAUCAGAUCUUAUUCACAGCAGCUCCAUCUUUAACAGGAAUGAAAUCGAGACUGUGAGGGAAAGACAUACAUUUCUUCAGUGGGUUGUAUUGUUAUUUAAUGUGUUUUUGGAUUGUUCUGCAGAUGAAAAACUGCAACAUAUCUUUCCAAGAAAUUUCAUUAGUCAAAAACUCCAGACAACAUAAGCUGCAUAAAAUUAUAAGUGAUCUAGGAGCUUUAUUGCUCAUGUUUCAGUCUGUUCAUUAUAAGCAAUAAAUUGCUAAUCAUUAUUAAUUAAUUCAACAAUAACACAGACUGAAUUACAGUUAUGAUUUCUGAUUAAAGAAAUGUUUUACUUUGUUUCUGUUCCAAUGAAUGAGUAAACUGUUCUCUAAAAAGUACAUUUGUUCGGUAUCUCACUAUGGGAACGUCUCAGGCGUGACCGAUCGUGGAAGCACCAAUAACACCAUGCCUGCCAAUCAUGGCAGGCCAAUUGCGGCAGUGAUCAGGGAGUCCCGCCUCCCUGUAUAUAAACCACAGCUACCUGCCGUUUCAUCAUUCUCUCUCUCUUCCCUGUGGAAGAUUUUUGGAAGCUGUCCUCAGCAUAUUUUUUUAUGAAGUAUUGCUUAACAGUUUUUAGAUGGAGCCGUAUGGUAAUGUCCCAAAUGCAAUUUCCUUACAUUUGUUGAGUGACUGUCACUUAGAGUGAGAUAACUAACUAAGUGGAACUUUGCUGCCGUAGCAUGGGUGCAGCAGGCGCAAUGACAUUAUGCAGCGCCUGUGACCCCCUGCUUGCACAGGGAGCGUGCCUUGCAACCAUGGAGAUGUUUGU